Mytilinidion resinicola is the source of this 1975-nucleotide messenger RNA. RefSeq names its product dihydrolipoamide succinyltransferase. Gene Ontology annotation, biological process: tricarboxylic acid cycle. NCBI's taxonomy places the organism in Eukaryota, Fungi, Ascomycota, Dothideomycetes, Mytilinidiales, Mytilinidiaceae. The transcript is spliced from 8 exons. Gene Ontology annotation, molecular function: dihydrolipoyllysine-residue succinyltransferase activity. Gene Ontology annotation, cellular component: oxoglutarate dehydrogenase complex. The record is from RefSeq and is a predicted model, not a curated record. The coding region runs from base 94 to 1524 and encodes 476 amino acids.
AUCUCUCACCACGCUCAAUUCCUCGCUCCUCAAUCGCCCCAUUUCGCCCUCUCUCUGUUGUCGUGGUGUUAUUCUUCCCUAGUCUCCUCCAUCAUGUCCAGCCAGCAAUGUCUCCGCCGCCUGGCAGCAAGCUCUCCUAUUCGUUCUCAUCCGCUGCUUCGCGCCUCGACCCUCACAGUGACAGCCCGACGCUCGAGUCCUUCCGCCGCCGCCCGGAACUACUCUGCUCUCUCCAAGGUGAACUCGUCCGCGCUUCUCAGCUCGCGACCAAGGAAAACGACAUCGACACCGCAAAUCUCUCGUCUAAGCCUCACGCAGCACCGUACCUAUGCCGAUACCAUCGUCAAGGUGCCUCAGAUGGCGGAAUCCAUCACUGAAGGCACAUUGAAGCAGUUCUCAAAACAGGUUGGAGACUUUGUGGAACAGGACGAGGAAAUCGCCACAAUCGAGACGGACAAGAUCGAUGUAUCUGUUAACGCACCCGAGGCCGGCACCAUCAAGGAGUUCCUGGCGAAGGAGGAGGACACUGUCACCGUGGGACAAGAACUGGUGAGACUUGAGGCUGGCGGCGAGCCCAGCGGUGGAAAGAAGGAGGCCAAGGACGAGCCGAAAGAGGCUGCACCAGAGGAGCAGGAAACUUCCUCGCAACCCGAAGGCGGACAAGAGGAGCAGGCCCCCAAGGAGGAGAAGCCGGCGCCACCGAAGCAGGAGUCGAAAUCAGAACCUCCAAAGCAGGAGUCGAAACCGCAACCACCUCCUCAAAAGAAGUCAGAGCCUAAAGAGGAGCAGCCAAAGAAGGUUGAGGGAGCUGGUAACCGGGAAGAGCGACGCGUCAAGAUGAACCGCAUGCGUCUCCGUAUUGCCGAGCGCCUAAAGCAGUCCCAGAACACCGCCGCAUCCCUCACCACCUUCAAUGAGGUCGACAUGUCAUCCCUGAUGGAGUUCCGCAAGCUCUAUAAGGAUGAGCUAUUGAAGAAGAGCGGUGUCAAGAUUGGCUUCAUGGGCUUGUUCUCCCGUGCUUGUGUCUUGGCCAUGAAGGACAUCCCGGCCGUCAACGCGUCCAUUGAGGGUCCUAAUGGUGGAGACACCAUCGUCUACAGGGACUACGUUGAUAUCAGUGUUGCUGUUGCAACGCCAAAGGGCUUGGUCACUCCUGUUGUGAGGAACGCAGAGUCGCUGGAUGUUAUUGGCAUUGAGAAGUCCAUUGCGGAACUUGGCGCAAAGGCUCGCGACAACAAGCUCACUAUCGAGGAUAUGGCUGGUGGAACCUUCACCAUCAGCAACGGUGGCGUCUUCGGCUCGUUGAUGGGAACACCCAUUAUCAAUCUCCCCCAGACUGCCGUUCUCGGUCUCCAUGCUACAAAGGACAAGCCCGUUGCCAUCAACGGCAAAGUCGAGAUCAGACCCAUGAUGUACCUCGCCCUAACGUACGACCAUCGUCUGCUCGAUGGCAGGGAAGCCGUCACUUUCCUCGUUCAGGUCAAGAAGUACAUUGAGGACCCGCGCCUCAUGCUACUCGGUUAAACCUAUCCACCCUUAAAUCUUGUUUCACUAGCUUUUGGCAUGCCGUUUUAGCAUAAACGCCUAAUUCUGGCUUCCUGCGUCCGUAUCAUAUGUGUUUACUGUGCCUUUUUUUUGGUACACUUGCAGGCUUUGAAGCUUGGUUUGCGAGCUUAGAUGAGCAGCGGGCGGAUAUUGUACUAUUAGUUGACUACUAGUGGUGGAGGGAGACUAGGACGAGGAGAUCUGGGGUUAAGGUUUGCGGUCGGGGGCAGGCCUGUGAUGGUUAGCAAAAGCAUAUGAGUGUGUUGCAUCGUGUCUUGUUUCUCUUGGGUUGUUGGUGAUGUCUUGUUGGUGACUUGGAAUCAGUGAUUGUGAGGGGGGCACUCCUAGUCCAUACUAUCUCGUUCAUCGAUGCGAUUUGAGCUUCAAGCACGUUCCUAAGGUCUAUUAAUCUUAUAGUAUGCUUAUCAAG